AUGGACGCCUACGUGGAAGACCAAGACGUUCUGUUUGAUGAGCUCUUUUCUCAUCUGCGCAAAGUCGAAACAGGUGGGGUGAUACUAGAUGAAGAUCUAUUGAAACGUGCAGAAAGGUCACUCGACACCUCAACUCCCGGACCAACCUUGUGGCAGUUGCUGAGCACUGGCGAGGCCCUGCUUCAAGUUCUGCAGCAGGAUCCCCGCCCUUUGACCUGUCUUUUGGAACGGGACAUUUCCCUCAUUCCGUUUGAUGAGUUGAAACAAUCCGUCACUGCCAACAAACUCGAAGAAGGUCUGGACUCACCAUCGGUACCUAUCCAGCUACUUUGCAUAGCAUAUCUACGGAAAGCGGCAGAUACUCCGAGCGGUGCCUCGUUUAUUGCAGCGAGCUCUAGUCUUGUGAAAACACUGCUUACCUUGUGGUUGGGCUCGGAGAACACUGAAGUUGCAGAACGAGCUCUUGAAGCGAUCGAGGGGUUGUUGGCUGUUGAUAGCAAGGACAGCGUAACCGUGAUAUCUGCUGGGGAACGACUCGGAGAAGCACAAGGACAGGGACUUCUUUGGAGAAGGAUAUUCCACGAUAUAGAUGUCUACAAGAUUCUCUUUGAAUGGACAUCCCUUACAACCUCAAAACGAGAUGUCAAUACAAAGAAAGGGCUGCAACUAGUCACAAUCUCUCAGGCCAGGCUUUUUGACUUUAUUGCAAGAGCUGCACCACUAGACUGGGCUGCAUUGACGACCUCCAGCCUGCCCAACGUCGAGAACAAGUACAUGACAAGAGGCGACGAUCAACCAUUUGGUGGUAUCCUACGUUAUGCAGCAUCGUCCAUGAUUGAUUCCAACGACCUCCUCAUGGAAGUCCUGCGGCAAGAUUUCUUUGUCAAGCUUCUAGGGGUUGUGGAGGACAAUAACCUCCAGAAUGUUUCGCCUCGUCUCCUGGAGGCAAUCCAACAAGGUGCCGGUGUUGAAUCAACAAGGGAGACACAGGAUGUCGCUAUGCAUCUAUGA
Molecule: messenger RNA, 1011 nt
Organism: Exophiala aquamarina CBS 119918
Lineage: Eukaryota; Fungi; Ascomycota; Eurotiomycetes; Chaetothyriales; Herpotrichiellaceae
Exons: 1
Coding region: 1-1011 (336 amino acids)
Source: RefSeq, a predicted model, not a curated record